Messenger RNA from Ictalurus furcatus (blue catfish), 5458 nucleotides. It is a transcript of the gene myripb, whose product is annotated as myosin VIIA and Rab interacting protein b. Gene Ontology annotation, biological process: intracellular protein transport. The record is from RefSeq and is a predicted model, not a curated record. The transcript has 16 exons. NCBI's taxonomy places the organism in Eukaryota, Metazoa, Chordata, Actinopteri, Siluriformes, Ictaluridae. Gene Ontology annotation, cellular component: cortical actin cytoskeleton. Bases 229 to 3453 code for a protein of 1074 amino acids. Gene Ontology annotation, molecular function: actin binding; myosin binding; small GTPase binding.
GUAGGAAAAACAGGUUGAAAGCAGCAGCGCGAGAGCAGCUUCACCGAGCAAAAACAGGUUGAAAGCAGCAGCGCGAGAGCAGCGUCACCGAGCAAAAACACGUCCGGGAGACCGGGAUUUUCUAUCUGGAGACGUAUUCAGCAUCCGGCGCCCGUGCGAAGGCUUCUCUCCAUCAUCUGUCCACUGAUAUCUUGGUAACACUGCUUGACCACUGACCUGGCUGCAGUGAUGGGACGGAAACUGGACCUUUCAGGACUAACUGAUGAUGAGGCAGAACAUGUGCUCAAGGUUGUACGGCGAGAUAUGAAACUGCGCAAGAAAGAGGAGGAUCGCCUCAGUGAUUUGAAGCAUGAGCUGGAGGAGGAGGGUGCACGCUGUCUGCUGCUGGCCAAGCAGUGCGGCUUUAAUGAGCAAUGCUGCAUUCGCUGCUGUGGGCCAUUCAGCUUCUUUCUUAAGCCGCGCCGUGUGUGCCUCGACUGUCGUUACAACGUCUGCAAAGCCUGCUGCUCCUACAGACAACACGAGAAUGGCUAUGUCUGUGCAUUUUGCCACAAGAGCAGACUCCUGAGGGCCCAGUCUUUGGAGUGGUAUUAUAACAACGUCAAGAGUCGCUUUAAGAGGUUCGGCAGUGCUAAAGUCCUCAAGACCCUCUAUAGGAAGCACAUCAUUGAGAGAGGAGCAUUAUCAGAGUUGCAAGAGGUGAGUGCCCCUGAAGGCAGCAAUGAUAAUGAUGGCAGUGUGUGUGGCAGUGACUCGGCAUUCUCCAAGCAAAGUGAAAGUCACAGCAUAGCAGAGACUCUCACUGUUGCCCUACGUGUUGCUGAAGAGGCCAUAGAGGAAGCGAUCACUAAAGCAGAGGGCUACAGGGACAGUCUGGAAAAGCAGAAUGAGGCUCGAUAUCUGCGUGAUCAUAGAGAGGAGCUUGUAGAGGAACUUGCAACCACGAUUGUUCAAAAAAUCAUUCAGAGGGGGAAGCAGCGUGCAGAGAUGCAGACAGAGUUUGACUUUGUAUGGUCUCAGACUCACAACAGUGACCUGCCCUCCCCUACCUCAGCAUCGAACACAUGCUACACUUCGCAGCCCAGUAUUGUCACACAGUCCUGUUACAAAAACUCCUGGAGGUCCCAUUCAGCAUUAUCCCUGACUAGUGACGAGUCCAUUGACAAAACCCCUGAAGCAGACAAAGUGUCUGAAGCUGCAGAACCAGAGCCAAGUAUUUACUCAUCUUUGCGGAGAGAGUCACGAGCAUCCAUACUGGGUUGGAAAAAUGUGGACCGUCUGGACAACUCCAGUGCUUCAUCUGUGCUACAGUCUCCGGAUGGGAACUGGAUUGCCUUACAGACUUCCCAGCAUUCCCGGCCGAGCCUGCUAACCAAAAGGAAGAGCUUGGUGUUCAGUGUGUUAGAGAAGGAGUCUGGCGUGGUUUCAGCAUACGACGAGAUGGGGUCAGAUUCAGAGGAUGGAGCAGAAUGUGAUAGCUGGGGGCUUGCACUGCUGCAGUUCCGCCAACGUCUCUCCGAAGAAACACGGUCAUCAGACUCUCAGCGUGACACAGAGCACAAUCCACCUAUAACCUCACCCUCCUCGGGUCACUUCACCAACACAGAGACCCUAAACUCAGAUUCUGAGAACUCUAUAGCUCCCUCUACUCAAACACACGUCCCUGUUCACAGUGACACCCAGAGAAACAAAGCUUCACCUAAACCGUUCCUUCCCUACAUGCCCUAUGAGCACUACAGACUUGCUGUUAAGCCGUCACACACACCAAGGCUUGGUAUGCUGGAUGUGAAUUUUAACCCUCAGGUGGUAGGGGACAGCAGCGAGGGGGAGGAGCAAGCCGAGCAGAUCCGAAGGUUGCGGCGUAAGAAGCGGAACAAACGCGACUCAGCUGAACAUAACCGUGGGCAUAGUGCACUGUAUACAGAGGAGAACAAAACUCUACUGCUCAACACCAUGAUGAUGAAACGACAGGAAAGCCAGGAGACUCCAUCAUCUUUUCCACUCCCCACCUAUCAAUCUCCAAACACUCUGACCCCACCCAACCACGUGACCUCCACUGCCAUGAUCCCUGAAUUUGUAUACAAGAACACAGUAGCCUCUAACCCUGUUCUCCCCAGUCCACCGAUUCAUAACCAAUCUGAAAAUGACACUUUGGACCAUGAACUGAGGUCAAAACUCUCUGAACUGGUUGAUCAAAUCAGUAAGGAGGAAUCGACCUCAUCAGAUGAUGAGUCAAUCCGAAAAGUCAUUGAUAGGCGACGUGAUGGAGAAAGGGUGAAAGAAAGUGAUAGAGUAAGACAGAGAGAGAGAAAGAAUGAGGCACAGAAAGAGAGCAAUGGCAAAAUAGAGCUGGAGAACAAAAAAAGGAAAAUGGAGAGACUGAGUGAAAGAUGGAUAGAAAGACAGAUUAGCAGAGAGUGUGAGGAAAGUGAUGUGGUGAGGCAGAGACAUAGAGAGAGAAACCAGAAAAGAGAAGGAAAUUAUGGUGUAGAGAGACAAAUGGAGAAACAAGAUUGGGACAGACAACAAAAAAUGGAGGGACAAAGACAAGUCGAAAGGAGUUGGCAAGUCAGACAAGUGGAAACAGAAAGUGAGAAUGAAAGAAAAUCAGAAAAAGUGAAGUCGGUUGAAAUAGAGCCACACACCAUAAUUCAAGUCAAUGGGCUUAUAAUGAUAAGAGACCUACAAGAGAGUGAAACACAGCAAGUGACAAUAAGUUUCGAGAAAGCAAAAGAGGGUGGGGUGGAUGUAAAGAAGAGUGUGGAAGAAGAAGAACACAGCGAGAAAGGACAUUAUAUGACUGAAGAGAGGGUAAAUAGAGGGUUGCUACAGCGAAGCAACUCAGAGAGAGGCUCUGAAAAAAGAUCAGAAGCACACAGCCACAGCACCCCCUCUGACCCAGAGGAUCAAACAUCUCCAACAGAGAUGUAUUCAGCCGCUUCCCUAUGCAGUAUCACCACAGAGGUUCUGAAGGUCCUAAAUGCCACAGAGGAAUUAAUCGGGGAGGCGGAAGGCAAAGGUCAUGACUCCCAUGAGUCCCCAGCUGGGACACCACUCUCUUCUGGCCCAGACAGCAGAAAACUGGACCAGCAUCUUACCAAGAUGGAGGAGAAUGUGUACUUGGCUGCAGGUGCUGUUUAUGGCUUGGAGGGGGCACUGAGUGAUCUGGAGGACUGCGCUCGGAGCAUCAGCAGUGACACUACUGAAACAGAACUGGCCUUCCUGGAGGAUCAGGUGGCUAAUGCGGCUGCUCAAGUGCAGCAGUCCGAGCUACAGAUCUCAGACAUUGAGGCACGAAUAUCAGCACUUAAAAAUGCUGGCCUGAAUGUGUCAGUGUGCUCGCGAUUUCCCAGGCUCAAGCCUCAGACCUUGGAUUCCUCACGUCAGCAGAGAAGAAAACUGCCUGCUCCACCUGCCAUAGAAAAGUCAGAGGCAGAGUCGAGAUCUUUGUAGCCAUGACAGUAACAGGCACAACCUCCAUCCUGGUCUGUGAACCUCAACCUCAUCUAGCUCCAUCUAGUCAUUUCCACCUACUGACUGCCAGGCCCACACCAGUGCCUUUAUCCAAAUGUCUGUUCCUAUACAACUCCUCAGCCAUCCACAAUUCUCACAACAAAGAUCCCAUUGAACAAGGAGUUUAUUGAACACCAUAUGAAAGAAGUUCAAACCCCACCCCUCAACCAGCUGCCUGAAUCAUAUUUGGAUUUGCAAUGUUUUCUUGGUGCAAACUCUGUCUUUCUAUCGGAUCUCGCUCCAGAGCCCCUGACCAUUCGUAACCAAACAAUGGAGUUUUACUACACUCUGCGCUCCACCUCCCAGGGGCUCACUCUGUUCUUUCUGCCUUAAAGGAGUCCACACUCCUCUACAAACCAUCACAGAGAGUAUAUUCACAGAUGCUCCAUAUAUUUAGAGUUUUACCUAUAUGAUUGUUGUAAAUGUCACAUUGUUGUAUGUUCUGGAAAUUCCUUGCUGAAGUGUUAUAGGUGUUUGAGUUCUGGCUCUGUAUGUUGUCAGUGUGACAAAAAAUAAUUUUGCAUGAUCUGUGUUCCCAAUAGAGGCCAAGCCGUAUUUGGUAAGAAUGUUAUGUGUGUGAAAUGUCAUGGUGGAACUAAAAAAAAAAAAACUACUGCCGGACCUUUUUGAAGCAGAUAUGUAUCUUUUUUCAAGUUGUAUGUUUAAUUUACAUGCAAUUAUACCACAAAUUGUGUUGAUGGUGAUAACUGUCAUAGUUAAAGCCCUUUCUUCGUUAAGAGUUAAAUGGUCACAUAGUGUUGGUCAUUAGACCUGUGUGUGUGUGUGUGUGUGUGUGUGUGUGUGUGUGUGUGUGUGUGUGUCAGUCAGUCAGUCAUGUGCAAGUUGAUAUGAUAUCUUAUUUCCUAAUCAGAAUGGAUGUCUGGCUUUGUAGAAACAGGCACACACACAUGCAUUCAAGAAUCCACCUACACACACAGAUGUGUAUGUCCUUAUGACUCCUCGUGUGUGUGUGGUGAGGGGGGGCGGUAUCUCCAGAUUUCUAUCAUGACAUCUUUAGACCCUUAAAAUGCCAGUUUAUUAUUCAGAUAUACUCCUUAAAACAUAUUCAGUAGCUACAGUAAAAUUAAUAGAAAAGGUACGUAGUCAAUAGGGUGAGAAAUGUACAUACUAUGGGGAACUUAAAUAUUUACAUAUCUCACCUUUUUUUGUUACCUCUACUGUUUUAGAUAUUUUGUUUGCCUUAGGUGGUGUAUAAGCAUACACAAUGGGAGAUAUAAUAACUCUUAAAGUGAAUCCUCACACUCCCAUAAUAAACAAAUUGAUUUUAACAAUUUAGCUUGGUUUAAUGGAGAUUUCUCUCUUGGCAUUUACACAAGCAGACUUGCUGUAAUCCUCAUGACAAAACUGUUGCAGUGGCAGAACACAAUCUCAAUAGUUAACUAAAACAGGAGGCUUUAGGGCAGUGUUAGGGAAAUAUAAUUAAAUUAUCAACAAAACCAUGGAUUUUAUUUUUAGUCUCCUGGAUGUUCCACCAUCUCAAAUGGGUCCUGUUCAAAUGCAUGUUUCUUAUUUCAGAUAGAUGUACACAUUUCUGAAGGAAAAAGCACAGUUGAGAAGUACACAAUAUCCUGUAUUUUUCUAUUGUAAAAAGAAAUUAUUAUGGAUGUGUUAGUUAUAUUAAGGAUGUGUUAGUACGAAUUACAAGAAUUGUCAGUAUGACCUGUUGUGUGCUACACAUUGUGUGUUCAGUUUCUGGUUGUUCCUCUUGUAUUUUGAAGGAGAAGGGAGGAGGUGAAGACUAUAAACUGCACUCCAUCUUGCCAUUUCAUUGUGCCAUUUUAAGACAUUGCAUUUUCACUUAAGGAAAACGAUCAAAGAAAUGAAAAUGUGCUCAGAUUUCCAUUUGCCAAAUUUGUUCUGAUUGACAAGAAGAAUAAAUUCUGACUGACAAAAAAGAAUACAUGAAUAAAGUUUGCAUACCUGA